AUGUUGUGCUUAUUAACUUUGUGCCCGGUUUUGCUCGUGGCAGUGCAAACGUUGACUAUUGAUUCGCAGCUGGGUACGUCUAUAGAAGUCCCUACUUUCAGAGUCGGAGCCAAAGGGAACGCUACGUGCAAUCUCAGUAAUAUCAGUGAAAAGGAACUCAAAGAAAGAAAUCUUCUGAUGCGCCAUCCCGAUUAUGAUGUCUACGUCAGAAGGUUCCAAUGUGAACAAGCACCACCUUCACCUCUCCAACCACAAUUCGAUGACCCUGGCGAUGGUCCAGUUCACAGACCUGUUUUCAGACCUGAUGAGGAAGAUAGACGACCUUUAGACGACUAUCUAAGCGAUUCGCGCCCAUUCGAGUCCAUUAGACCAGAUUUAAUCAAACCAAUACCACCGUAUAGACCUCCAUAUCACAACCAUUUAGACAACGAUCGGCCAGAUGAUUACAAUAGCCAAAAACCGGUAUUCGAUGAUCCACCGAGCUAUGGAUCUCAUAAACCUAUAGAUAUACCAUAUAAGCCUCAGCCUCAAAAACCGAACCCUAUUGAAUCAUAUAGACCAGACCCAUAUGACGAACUGAAUUUCCAAGGACCAUAUAAACCAACUAGACCUUUAAAUCAAGGUUAUUGGAGACCAAAUACGCAUCAUAAUACUUUUGACACUUAUGGCUUAGAGAAACCUACAUAUCAAUAUUUUGUCAGACCAAAUCGCAAACCUAGACCACACGACUCAGAAUAUGACAAAUUUGGUUAUCCUACAAAACCAGACCCUUAUGGUGUAAGUCGUCCUAUAUAUCCUAAUGGACCACAAGAUUAUAGACCCAAUCCAUCCAGGCCAUAUGAUAAGCCGAGCUACAAUUAUAACAGUCAAUACGCGAGUAAUUAUGGUCAAUCAAACUAUCAAGAUAACUCGGUAUAUGUGGAGAUUUAUGAUCCACCGCGACCUUAUAAGCCACCUAAGAAACCUCAAAAUGAUAAACCUAAUUAUGGUACAUCCCAAGGAGGUUACGGCCAAAACUACGGUUAUGGAGAUCAAGGUGGGACUGGGUAUGGCAGCCACACCAGUCACAACUCUUUCACCCAAUCUCAAAGUUCACAUUACGGCCAGGGCACUAUCACAGAAAUUGUAAACCAUAACCGACCGAGUAACAAUGGUUAUGGACAAAGUUCCCCCUAUGGAGGGACUCCAAAUACAGGUUAUGGAAGUCAGUCCAAUAGCUACGGUUCCGAAAAGCCUGAAAUAAAUAAACCAUCUUAUCAAAACAGUCAGGGUUACUAUGGAAGUAGCCAAGCGUCCUAUGGUAGUACAAGCAGCGAAUCUUCGUACGGAAGUAGUCAUUCUCACAGUAGCAGCAAGCCUUCAUACAGUAGCCUUAGUAACAUUGGUUAUGAAACUAAUACACAUAAACCAAAUCAUGAUAUAAACUACGGUUCUUUUGAUGGUAACCAAGGUUAUGGAAGUCAAGGUAACUACGUCAGUAAGCCAUCCUAUACAGGUUACGCAGAACAGCACAACAGCCAAUCAUAUGGUGUAAGCCAAGGUAGUUAUGAAGUUAACAGACCAAUUUAUAACAAUAAUAAACCCGACUAUAAUCGUCCUGAUAAGCCACUAUACGACAGUUAUCGACCGAUUUAUGAAAACCACAGACCUUCAUAUAGCAUUGAUAAGCCUACAUACGGUAAUAGACCUUACGAUGAUGAUAGGCCGUCGUAUGGUAAUGAGAGACCUUCAUAUGGAAAUAAACCUAUAAAUGAUAAACCUGCAUAUGGCAGCGACAGGCCUUUUGGGAACAAACCUUCAUAUGAAAAUGAUAGUCCAAGUUAUGGCAAUAAUAAACCUUCUUAUGGUAAUGAUAGGCCCUCAUAUGGUGGUAAACCUGUCAAAGACAAGCCAGCAUAUGACCAUAGGCCUUCUUACGGUAGCAAGCCUGUCAAUGAUAAACCAGCAUAUGACAAUAGGCCUUCUUAUGGAAAUAAGCCUGUAAAUGAUAAACCAGCAUAUGACAAUAGGCCUUCUUAUGGAAAUAAGCCUGUCAAUGAUAAACCUGCAUAUGACGAUACGCCUUCUUAUGGAAAUGAACCAGUCAAUAAUAAACCAACAUAUGACGACAGACCUUCAUAUGGAGGCAAACCUGUCAAUAAUAAGCCAAUAAAUAACGAUAGGCCCUCAUACGGGAACGAUGGGCCUUCUUAUGACAUUAACCGUCCUGACCCACCUUCUUAUAAUCGCCCUUCAGAUAUCGAAAGCUCUGGAUAUGGAUCGCAAAAUAAUGAAUCGCCGAAUGAUUAUAAGCAACAUAAACCUAACUAUGGAAGUCCUAAUCAAACUGAUUACAAUAGGCCUGAUGUUAAACCUGUAUUUGAAUAUGAGUUUGAGAAGCCUAACAAUGUCCCUAGUUACAUAGUUAGACCGGGUGGUGAAGUGGUAACUUCUAGGCCUGUGUCGGUAGGAGAUUAUGGAGGAAGACCGCCUUACGGACGUGAUCCAGGACACGGAGUCUCUUUCAAGGGUAAGUGAUAUUUAUUUUUGCUAUAGAUAUCUCACUAUGAGCUAUUAUUAUCUUUUUAACCCCCGACGAGAAGCGAAAAAGAGGGGUUUUAUAAGUUUGACACCUUUGUCUGUUUGUUUAUGUAUGUGUGUGGUUGUGUGUAUGUGUGUGUGUGUGUGUGUGUCUGUCGGGGUCCCAUGUUCCUUAGGGAAUUAGUUGGACACCUAUCCUUGUCCUUAUUCUCAGCAAACGCGAGCUCGCCUCUUGCGUGGGUCUUAAAAGAUAAAGUUGAACAAGUAAACAACAAGCUACUUUUUGGACAGAAGAUCAAAUAG
This is a messenger RNA of Diatraea saccharalis (sugarcane borer), 2823 nucleotides long. The record is from the annotation of a GenBank genome assembly. Lineage: Eukaryota; Metazoa; Arthropoda; Insecta; Lepidoptera; Crambidae.